Cyanistes caeruleus (blue tit) is the source of this 331-nucleotide messenger RNA. Lineage: Eukaryota; Metazoa; Chordata; Aves; Passeriformes; Paridae. The record is from RefSeq and is a predicted model, not a curated record.
GUAUCAUUAACAUGCUGCUUUAUUUUCACAGAGUAAGGACCAAAUCAGGACUAACUGAGAACAUGCUUUCCAACAAGCUACGCUUUGAUAGUAGGAUUAUAUCGAGAAAUGGUCAUGAUGCUUGUAGGGAGUUGAUUGGAUUUUUUUUUGCAUGUGACAAAUCCCUUACUGUGUAUGAAUAUCGACAGUUUGGAAAAAACAGAACAAAUGCCUUGCCUUUCAUUCAGAAGGGAGUUUAUCAACAUCAACGUGGACAAAGAAAGGGAAAAGCUUAUGAUCUUAGUGACUUCUACAUUGUAAGUAUUCUUCUGCUGAAUAUCUUUUUUUGGAG